AUGUUACAGCUUUUCGACAUAGAGCUCAACAUUUAUGAAGCACAUGUUGCUGUCAAGAUUCUUAGAUCUGAACAUUUAAAUGAUGAAACAUUGGGGAAUGAAUUCGCUCAUGAAGUAGCCAUGCUCAGGGAGGUUCAGCAUGCCGAUGUUGUUCGUUUUAUUGGUGCAUGCAUGAAGAAACCUCCUUUGUGCAUAAUAACAGAAUACAUGCCUGGAGGGAGUCUUUAUGAGUACUUACAUAAAAACCAUAGCAUCUUGAAGCUUCCACAGUUAGUGAAGUUUGUUAUAGAUGUUUGCAAAGGAAUGGAGAACUUGCACAACAACAACAUAAUUCAUAGGGAUUUCAAGACUGCAAAUUUGCUCAUGGACACUCAAAAUGUUGUGAAGGUGGCAGAUUUUGGGUUUGCCCGAGGUAUUGAUCUACGGUGUUCAGGCUGCAUUUUAGCAGAGUUAUUGGCUGGGAAACCUAUCAUGCCUGGUCGAACAGAGGUGGAGCAGCUUUAUAAGAUUUUUAAGCUAUGUGGUUCUCCUUCUGAUGAAUAUUGGAAAAAAUCUAAGCUUCCACAUGCAACCAUAUUUAAGCCACAACAGUCGUAUCGAAGAUGCAUUGCAGAGACAUUUAAAGAAUUUCCAGCAUCUUCUUUACCAUUAAUUGAUACCCUUCUUUCUAUUGAUCCAUCUUAG
Messenger RNA from Lactuca saligna, 684 nucleotides. Lineage: Eukaryota; Viridiplantae; Streptophyta; Magnoliopsida; Asterales; Asteraceae. The record is from the annotation of a GenBank genome assembly.